This is a messenger RNA of Achroia grisella, 339 nucleotides long. RefSeq names its product endocuticle structural glycoprotein SgAbd-5-like. The transcript has 3 exons. The record is from RefSeq and is a predicted model, not a curated record. Lineage: Eukaryota; Metazoa; Arthropoda; Insecta; Lepidoptera; Pyralidae. The coding region runs from base 1 to 339 and encodes 112 amino acids. Gene Ontology annotation, cellular component: chitin-based extracellular matrix. Gene Ontology annotation, molecular function: structural constituent of chitin-based larval cuticle.
AUGAAGCUGGUGUUCGUAAUGGUAGCGUUAUCUGCUACAGCAGUGGCGACGGCCCCUCAGCUGCGACAAGGCGAAAAUAUACCAGCAGUGCAGCUAGUGCGGUUUGACUCUGACAACGAUGGACUUGGCACCUAUAGUUACUCGUUUGAACAAAGUGACAAGACCCUACGUGAGGAACAAGGUGAGCUGAAAAACGCCGGAACUGAUGACGAAAGUAUUUCCGUUAAAGGUUCCUACAGUUGGAUAGCACCAGACGGCGAUAUUUAUAAAGUUACCUACAUUGCUGACGAGACUGGCUUUCAGCCGAAGAUAGAAAAGUCUUCAUCAAUAUCUACGUAA